UCGCUCGAUUGCACUCUUGCUCUGCUCUUUUCCUCUGCAAAACAGAAGGAAUUUUGUUUGAGAGAGAUGAAGUCAAUGACCAAAAGCUGAAAUACUAUUCACACUCUUAUUCUUCAAAAUCAUCGUAUGAGUAGCAGUUUAAUUCGACUAGUAAAAGUAUACAAGGAAUGGAUUCCAGCGACUCGCAGCCAGAAGUAGACAACAAGGGUAAAGGAAAAGAGCUCCAGUGGACUCAAGAAAUGGACGAAUGCAUGAUAAAAACAUUUGCUGAGCAAGCAACAUUAGGUCACGGAGAGGAGAAGGGAUUCAAUGAUCAAGCCUAUGAUGCUGUUUCAAAAGUUUUGUCUGAUAGGCUUGAUGGUGAUGUAUCUAAGAAGUGUAUAAAUCAUCGUCUUAAAACACUUCGAGCUGAACACCGCAUGGUUAGGACGUUAAGGGAGCAAAGUGGAUUUGAGUGGGACUCAACUAAAAAUGAGAUCAUAGCGUCGGAUUCUACCUGGAAUGACUACAUCAAGGCUCAUCCAGAGUCCAAAUACUGUCGUGGAAGGUCAUUCAAAUGGGAUUCUGAUUCAUUGGAUGUUAUUAUAGGUAAUGAUAAUUCUACUGAUGGCUUUGCUAUAGUUGCUUAUGAUUCUAGUGAUUCAGAACCGGAAGUUGAAGAAGGAAAGGUUAAACAACUUAGGUGGACCCAAGAAAUGGAUGAAUGCAUGAUAAAGAUAUUGAUUGAGCAAGAGAAGUUGGGCCGCAAAGGGGACAGGGGUUUCAAAGAUCAAGCAUAUAGUGCUGUUACCAGGGGUUUAUCUGAUUGCCUUCGUGUUGAUGUGUCUAGAAGUCAUAUAGAUAAUAGAUUAAGAACGUUCCGAACGGAAUACCGAAUGUUUCGUACUCUCAGAGAACAGAAUGAGUUUGACUGGGACCCAGUAAAAAAUAAGCUCACUGCCUCGGAUUCGAUAUGGAACGAGUACAUAAAGGCACACCCAAAGUUCAAGUAUUAUCGUGGAAGAGCAUGCAAAUGGAACUAUGAAUCAUUGAGUAUUAUUUUAGGCGAUAAUCCUGCUACAGGAAGCUUUCCCUUGGCUUGUAUUGAUUCUUGUGACUCACAACCAGAAGUAGACAAUAAGAAGAAAGGAAGACAACUUAGGUGGACUCAAGGAAUGGACGAGCGCUUGAUUGAAACUGUUGUUGAGCAAGUAAGAUCAGGUGGAAAAGGUGAGAAGGGCGGGUUUAAUGAUCAAGUUUAUAAUGCUGUUAGCAAAGUUCUGGCAGAGCGGCUCGAUGUUGAUGUUGGUAGGAAGCAUAUAGACAAUCGGCUUAGGACACUUCGCACAGAAUACCGAUUGUUCAGUACUUUGAGAGGGCAGACUGGAUUCUGUUGGGACCCCGUUAGAAGUAUGAUUACUGCGCCAGUUGGUGUAUGGAAUGAGUUCAUUAAGGCACACCCAGAAUUUAAGACAUGUCGUGGCAGGUCAUGCAAAUGGGAUUACGAGUUUUUGGCUAUUAUUUUUGGCAGUGAUCACCUAGUAAUCAACAAUCAAGUUACCGAUAGCUUUUCCAUUGAUGGUGUUGAUGCUGAUAUUACCUCAACUCCAGUUGAGGGUAUAGGAGAUGCUGAUGAGCUUCCACUGAUUGGAGAGGAUUUGUGCUUAGACUACAUCAAUGAGGAGGCGGAUAGAUCAAGCCAGGACCUAAGAAGGAAACAAACACCUAUACAACAGAGGCGGUUCAAGAAGCCACGUACAUCUGAUAUCGUGAGGGAGGUAAUGGAAGCAGUGAAAACCCAGAUAAGCGGGUUAGCUAAAUCAGUGGACGGGUUGUCAUUUGCGAAAAAAUUGUAUUCAGAGGUCAUGAAUGUAGAAGGAUUUAGUCCAGACUUCUUAGACCGUGCUUUCGAGAUUUUGAAGAGGGAUGGCCAUGGUGCAGAAAUAUUUCUAGUGAGGAAUGAGGUGUAUCGAAAGCGAAUGUUGGAAGAAUUGUAUCAGAAAUAUGCUGACAAUUGUGGAGGUAGUAGCCGGGCAGACCAAAUUUGAAACCCUUGUCCGGUUGAUCUGCCAUGUUUGCAAAGUUUUAUAUGUAAUAAUUGUUCUUUUUUAGUCGCGUUAUAUGCAUAGGAGUAAAAUUGAAAAAAGAAUACAUGAAAUUGCCCUAUCUUCCUAUAUUUCCUUAA
Messenger RNA from Papaver somniferum (opium poppy), 2164 nucleotides. RefSeq lists its product as uncharacterized. NCBI's taxonomy places the organism in Eukaryota, Viridiplantae, Streptophyta, Magnoliopsida, Ranunculales, Papaveraceae. The transcript has 5 exons. The coding region runs from base 168 to 2027 and encodes 619 amino acids. The record is from RefSeq and is a predicted model, not a curated record.